Anopheles coluzzii is the source of this 4571-nucleotide messenger RNA. It is a transcript of the gene ImpL2, whose product is annotated as neural/ectodermal development factor IMP-L2. Gene Ontology annotation, molecular function: cell-cell adhesion mediator activity. NCBI's taxonomy places the organism in Eukaryota, Metazoa, Arthropoda, Insecta, Diptera, Culicidae. The record is from RefSeq and is a predicted model, not a curated record. Gene Ontology annotation, biological process: axon guidance; dendrite self-avoidance; homophilic cell-cell adhesion. Gene Ontology annotation, cellular component: plasma membrane; axon. The transcript is spliced from 3 exons. The coding region runs from base 2377 to 3276 and encodes 299 amino acids.
ACCGUCGGCCAUUCAUUCGUAGCCCGAGUGUCGACGGUAGUGUUUGCCAUCCAUUCCCCCCCACCCGCGACGGUGUCAAUCGUUUUUCUUCCACCAAGUGUGUGUGUCCGUGUUGUAGCUUCGUACCGCGUUCGCGUUACACGUUACACGAUAUUCAGGAGGCAACGAGAGCAAGCAGGGCAGGACCAUUACUAGCUGGCGUUAGGAGCGCUAGACAAAACAAUAGCGAUCGAGCGAGCCCGCGCGCGCGCGUGUGUGUGUGUGUGUCGACGGUGACUUAGCGAAAGCAAAAAGCCUUAGCCCGCCUUUGCUCUGGCACGACGAGCGAUCCUGUUCGAUCCGGUGGCUUACAAUCGCAGUGUUGCGUAGUGUUGAGCCCUCCUUCUCUCUCUCUCGCUGGACACAGUCACAGUCACGGUGUAAUCUGCCGUGCGAUCCUCCGCAGUAGCCAUCGACGAGUAGCGGCGCCCCGUUGACGUCACGUUACCAGUAGCAGCAACAGCAGCAGCAGCAGCUUCCACACGUAUCAAAUCGAUGCCUACUACUGUGCUAGUGUGUGGAGCGUUUGAUUGUUGAGCACGAAUCAACGGACGACGGCACCCACGGCACACAUACAGCGCGUUUAAUGUCCACCCUUGGUGCAAUUCGUCUAUCAUCGUCGUCCAAGCAUCAGUGUGAAAGCAGCAUCCGCAAGCUGGCGGUAACGACCCGUAGUAGUACGGCCAUUAUUAUUAGCAGCAAUAUCAUCGACGGUUGUGGAGCGACAGUAGCGUGGUGUUAGUGUACCGAUCAUACAACCGAAUUAAAAAAAGGGACAUCAUCGUGCAGCUUCAUCUGGAACCUGCUGGUACCCAUCAUACAAAGGCGUAAUUGAGUGUGUGUGUGCGUGAUUCGUUUCGAGUGAGAUCAGCAGUGUGGGCCAGUGCAGUGCCAGUAGGCCACCGAACAAAUCCGCCAAAAGCAACAACAAAAAAGCAAAGGAAACCAGCCCCGCUGCAGUUCCCCGCCGCGGUUGUUCUAGGCACGACGGCUCCGCCGGCAGCUACGCAGCUACGCAGCGUCCCUAUGUUGGGGUUCGGCGAAAAGGUGAACCUUUCCGAGUUAAUGUUGCUAAAUGUGCUGAUAAAACAUCUCACAAACUCAAACAUUACAUAACACGCGGCGCGCACCGGACGCUGGUGUGAGUGUGUGUGUUGGCAAUAUACAAAAAAAAGGUUUGAUUUUUGAGUUUUUCGUGUGCGCGUGUCGCGGAUUGCCUGGCCUGGGUGAUUGUGACCGCUGUACCAACGGUGACGGAGAAUAGAUUUUUCGUCUAUGCUAGCGAAACAGGCGGCAUAGCGAGCAGCGAACAGAGCGUGUGCUUGAGCGAGAGAGCGAGAGAGCGAGAGACAGAGAGUCCAACCCGCACGAACCAGCAAGAACGAGAGAGAGAGAGAGGCAGAGAGUGAGAAAGAGAGGGAGACAAAAGAGCGAUCAAGAAAGCGAAAGAGCGAGAUAGUUUCGAGCAGAAAGGGCGGACGGAGGGACACAGGAGCACGCGUCUGGACCGAAGGAAAGAUCAAUUGUGUGUGCGGAACGGUACGAUCGAGAUCACCGGUGUGUGUGUGUGUGUGUCGAAGGGAAAGCACCCCGCUCCCCUCCCGUCGCAGAAGCAAUUAGAGCGUAGGUUGACUUACGCUCGUCCCGCAGAAGAAGGCUACUUCGAAAACACCGCCUGACCGACGACCGGGACGUCGGCAGCCGAAAACCCAAACCGGCGCUGAAGGCGAAGGCUUGAACGGUCUAGCAUACCACCCCACCACCCCCCUUUCUGCAGGAAGUUGCUUCAUCAUCAAGCCCGCCCGCGAGAAAGGCGCAAAAGGGCGCACAAGACAGCGAACGACCCUAACGACCCUCCCGGUGGUGGAGCUCCCGCGCUUGAAGUAAGACAAGGAAGCGGCAGAAGUUUGUACCGCGUGCAAGCUACUUGGAAAAGCUAGCAAAAGAAGAAAGAAGCGAGCUACGAACGGAGCGCGACAAAGAGCGAAAGAGAGAGAGAGAGACAUUUGUGUGUGAAACAGACGGACUCUUCCAGCACGAGGAAGCAUCGCAGCAAGCGGGAGGAAAAUUCGAUUGGACACUUGCGGGAUUCGUAUUGGUGUGUGCGCAAUUUUCUCAUCGAGGCAGUACCAGGCGCACCACCGCCGCCACCAACCGCCAACCGCCAACCGCCAACCGUCACGCCAGCGUUUGAAACAAAGAAACACAACCCCAGCCAACGGCUUGCUUCCAGUCUGUUAGUGUCUGUGUGUGUUUGUGUGUGAGCAAAGUUUCCCGGUUGCAAAGAUUUGCGGAAAAGCAUCCCCCUUCAGCCCCGAAAGGCACGUUAGAAACGCCAUGAUGAACGUGAAGCAUUUGCUGAUGCUGGCCGUGUGCCUGCUGCCGGCGCUGCUCGUUACCCCCGGUAGCGGGCGGGCCGUCGUCCUGGACCCGGACACAGCCCUCGGUGCGUCCGCGUCCGCCUCGUCGUCGUCCUCCUCCUCCUCCGGCACGGUGGUUUCGUCGGCCGAGGGCAGUGUGCGCGGAGGAGACGGGGGCCGUGCGAUAAGACCGACGUUUGUGAAAAUUACCGCCGCACCGCCGGCCCGCGUCGCCCAAAUCCGUGGCACCACCGUCGAGCUGGAGUGCGAAAUAAUGGGCUCGCCGACGCCCACCGUCCAGUGGGUGCACGGUAGCGGACAGACAGCUGAUUGGGAAGAUAUCAGCGUGAACGUCAUCUCGGAGGAUACGCCGACGUCGGUGGCGCGCGUCGUAACGCGGCUGGUGAUUGACCGGGCGUCCCGCGCCUCCCAGACCACCUUCACCUGCAUUGGGCGGGCGGCCGGGCAGGAGGUCAGCUCGUCCACCGUCGUGUACCACGUGGACAGUGUGGCGCAUCUCGGCAACUACUCCGAUGUGCCGCUGCUGCGCCCGGUUGCGGCCGUCGACACGAUGUUCAAAAAUCUGAAGGGCGCCCGCAUCACGCUCCACUACAAGACGCUGUUCGAGAACAUGGGCUCGACCGUGGUGCUGCCGUGCAAGGCGGUCGGCCGGCCGCUGCCCGAGAUUACCUGGCUGAACGAGGAGGGCAAUGUGGUGGGCAGCCUGCAGGAUGCGCGGUUCCGCACGCUCCCGACCGGCGAGCUGAUCAUUACCGGGCUGCGGUGGGCCGACAUGGGCUCGUACACGUGCGUCGCGAAGAACGUGCUGGCGAAGGAUGAGUCGGAAACGUUCGUGUACCCGAUACGGCCCAACUAAGGUGCAGCCUACCAAACACACACACACAUACACCCCUCCACGACCCCCAGGGAAAACCCGGAACAAUCUUCCAUGCGGCUCCCGUACCCGGAUGUAACGGACACAUGGAUGGAAACUUACAAAAUACAAGCUGAGAAGGAAGGGUAGGAGAGAGAGGCUAGAAUAAUGGAAUGAAAAGAAAAAAACAGAAGAAAAAGCAAAAAAAAAACAAACGGAUGCGUACGGUAUUUGCAGAAUAGCUGCAACAAAGCAAAGGAACAAAAAACAAACUUAUGCCAUAUACUUAACUUAUUUAAAGUUGUUUGUGCACUAUUAGAAUCCAAACCAGCGGAGAAGAUAGAGAGAGAGAGAGAGAGAGUGGGGUGGAGCAGCGCAUUAGCUUAUACUAAACCAACCAACCAAUCAAUGUUAGACAGCACACCAACUUAACGCACCAGAAAUGCGCAUGGGAAGGAAGGGGGUGAUGGUGGGAGAAGGGAGGAAUGUACAUCUCCAAUGGUUCUUCCACCAUCCCUUGCUUCCAGCGCAUCCAGGAUGCAUUCACUAACUUUAACUUAUUUAACAUAUACCUCCUAUUUGAUGUAACGAGAACAUAUUCAAAGUGUGUGUUUGUGUGUGUGUCUUUGUAGGCGUGUGUGUAUGUGUGUGUGCAUGUACACCAAGAGAACAUGUAAAUCACAAACUCUGCAGCACGAAUGCUCUCUAUCUAUAGGCUUUUAGUGGCGAUACCGAGUUGAAAUAGGUACUCCCCUCCCUUCCCCAAAUCUGGAAGGCAUGCCAUCGUCACCCUCUGUGCCACGACUGCCAUUGGUGAUCAGUUUUUUUGGGAACCGGGAGGGUAGACGGAAUAGACACACGUUGCAAAUACCAGAAAUCAACCAACCACCACCACCAACUAUGUACAUAUAGAAAUACCUUUUCCGUCUUCAUGUCAAUCGCUGUUACAUGUUGAUAUGCGUACACAUGCACACAUACAUACACACCCAUACGCACACACACACACACACACAUACACAGAUAAAACGUACGCACGGGCCGGGUAGGCUACCGUGACUACAAUUACCACUUAGGAGAUAGGGCCCCUAGCUAGCUAUUUGGUGGCACACAGGAACCACGGUACAAAGUGCAGCACGUUGUUUUGCGGGUGGCUUGUUUGCUUCGUGCUUGAGUGGUAAAAAACCCGCAACCCCCCACACGAGGGCAACGACGGUUUCAGGGACACCGUCACCAACACUCCCUGACCGCCCCACGAAGAGUGCACGUAAAUGUGUGUUCCCUUUACUCGGUGCGGUGCA